GGUGAGCGAGCUACAGGCCGGCUGCAGGCCGACGGAGUCAGCAUGGUGGCCACAGCGCCCGCGGCCACAGCUGCAGCAGCAGAGGCGGCUGAGGAAGAGCUGGGGGCUGAAGCCCGGGGCCUCCGGGUAGUGGACCCGGCAGCCCUGUGAACACCCGCUUCUCCACGCCACCCGCUCUCCCCUUUUCCUCAAUUCCUCCCUCCCCCAACCUUCCCUUCUCGCAGACUGCGACUGGUACGUGGGGUCGGGCGACCCCGCCGGACGAUGCGCCCACCUGGCCGUCCCGGAGGCUGAGCCUGCAGCCCCGCGCCUCGACCCUUCUCCUCACGGCCACCCCCUCAUGGCUUUCCCCGGCGCCGAGGGAGGGGUCGACAGGCCCGUGUCCCCUGCCCGAGGGGUCCCCGCAGCCACCGGCUCGUCGUCGUCGUCCUCCGCCUCCUCCUGCUCGUCCUCGUCCUCUGCUGCGGCGGGACCCGGGGGCGGGCGGCUGUGGGCCGCGCUGUAUGACUACGAGGCGAGCGGCGAGGACGAGCUGAGCCUGCGGCGGGGCCAGCUGGUGGAGGUGCUGUCCCAGGACGCUGCCGUGUCGGGCGACGAGGGCUGGUGGGCCGGCCAGGUGCAGAGGCGCCUUGGUAUCUUCCCCGCCAACUACGUGGCCCCGUACGGCCCGGCCGUCCGCCAGGCGCCGCCGGGCCCGCGCGGGGGCCACAGCCCGGGCUGGCCGAGCACCGCGCCGCCGCCAGCCCUGCCGCGGCCGCCACCACCACCACCACCGCGGCCAGGCUCUCCAGUGCGGAUCGAGUUCGAGUGGCUGGAACUGAAGGAGCUGAUCGGCGCCGGUGGCUUCGGGCAGGUGUACCGGGCCACCUGGCAGGGCCAGGAGGUGGCGGUAAAGGCGGCGCGGCGGGACCCGGAGCAGGACGCGGCGACGGCGGCCGAGAGUGUGCGACGGGAGGCGAAGCUCUUCUCCAUGCUGCGGCACCCCAACAUCAUCCAGCUGCGCGGCGUCUGCCUGCGGCAGCCCAACCUCUGCCUGGUGCUCGAGUUCGCCCGCGGCGGGGCGCUCAACCGAGCUCUCGCCGCCGCCUCGGACCCCGGCGUCCCCAGCCCGCGCCGCGCGCGCCGCAUACCCCCGCACGUCCUGGUUAACUGGGCUGUGCAGAUCGCCCGGGGGAUGUUCUACCUGCACGAAGAGGCCGUCGUGCCCAUCUUGCACCGGGACCUCAAAUCCAGCAACAUUUUGCUACUUGAGAAGAUAGAGCAUGAUGACAUCUGCAAUAAAACAUUGAAGAUUACAGAUUUUGGGUUAGCAAGAGAAUGGCACAGAACUACCAAAAUGAGUGCAGCUGGCACGUAUGCAUGGAUGGCACCUGAAGUUAUAAAGUCUUCCUUGUUUUCUAAAGGAAGUGAUAUUUGGAGUUAUGGAGUGCUUCUGUGGGAACUACUCACGGGAGAAGUUCCUUAUCGUGGCAUCGAUGGUCUCGCUGUAGCAUAUGGAGUGGCGGUCAAUAAACUUACUUUGCCCAUUCCAUCCACUUGUCCUGAGCCAUUUGCUAAGCUUAUGAAAGAAUGCUGGGAACAAGACCCUCAUAUUCGUCCAUCAUUUGCCUUAAUUCUUGAACAACUGACAGCUAUUGAAGGGGCAGUUAUGACUGAAAUGCCUCAAGAAUCUUUUCAUUCCAUGCAAGAUGACUGGAAACUAGAAAUUCAACAAAUGUUUGAUGAGUUGAGGACAAAGGAAAAGGAGCUGCGCUCACGUGAAGAGGAGCUAACUCGAGCAGCUCUGCAGCAGAAGUCUCAGGAAGAAUUGCUAAAACGUCGUGAGCAGCAACUUGCAGAACGAGAGAUUGAUGUACUAGAACGGGAGCUUAACAUUUUGAUAUUCCAGUUAAAUCAGGAGAAGCCUAAUGUGAAAAAGAGGAAGGGGAAGUUUAAGAGAAGUCGUUUAAAACUCAAAGAUGGACAUCGAAUCAGUUUACCUUCAGAUUUCCAGCACAAAAUAACUGUGCAGGCUUCUCCCAACUUGGACAAACGAAGAAGUUUGAACAGUAACAGUUCUAGUCCACCAAGUAGCCCUACAAUAAUUCCCCGACUCCGAGCUAUACAGUUGACUUCAGAUGAAAGCAAUAAAACUUGGGGAAGGAACACAGUUUGUCGCCAAGAAGAAUUUGAAGAUGUAAAAAGGAACUUCAAGAAAAAAGGUUGUACGUGGGGACCAAAUUCAAUUCAAAUCAAAGAAAGAACUGAUUGCAAAGAAAGAAUAAGACCUCUCUCAGAUGGCAACAGUCCUUGGUCAACCAUCUUAAUAAAAAAUCAGAAAACCAUGCCCUUGGCUUCAUUGUUUGUGGACCAGACAGGUGCUUGCGAAGAGCCAAAACUUUCCUCUGAUGGAAAACCAAAGCAAAUAAAAUUGCCUAAUCAAACAUAUGUCGAUCUACCUCUUUGGAAAGAUGAUCAGAGAGAGAAUACGGUGGAACCUGAAAGCUUUGAGGAGGGGACCUCUGCAAGUUCUGCCACUGGCACUCCUCAAGUAACUCCGACAAAUAGUCUGAGCAGAACACCCCAGAAAAAGAAAACAGAAUUGGCUCUGUAUGGUUGCACCAUGCUGCUGGCAUCUGUGGCUUUGGGACUAGAUAUCAGAGAACUUAAUAAAACACAGGCCCCUGAAGAACUGUUGCCCAAAGAAGAGAAGAAAAAGCGUGAGGGGCUAUUCCAGCGUGCUUCCAGGUCUCGCAGAAGUGCCAGUCCUCCUUCAAGGCUGCAGUCUAAAAGAGAGGAUGCACACAGCCCAUCCUUACUCCCCUCAGCAAAUGCUGUGAACCUUCUGUCCAUGCCUUCUAGUUCCACAAAGUGUUUGUUACAGACCGACAAUGAAGAUGCAUUUAUGGGUAGCAUACAUGUGUCUUGUGACCCAGAUAUUCCCAAUCCAGAUUUUUGUUCUGCCAUUCCAGGGAGUAGUCAUGAGCCAACCUCCAUGCCAAGACUUGAGACUGAUCAUCGUAUAUCAAAAAAACUGUCUCCUUCCCUGAUAAGGCAGACACAAGGGAAUGUGCCUUAUUAUGCUUCUUCAAAAGAAAGAGCAUCACAUCACAGGCGGACCAUGUCUGAUGGAAAUGCUUGUCAGAUCCCAACUGACACAAAUAUUAUCUCAGCCACUGGAGCCUCUGAACUGCCAGUUGACCGGGUUUCUGGGAUGCUGCACUCCCCAUCCCCAUCUCACAACAACCUGCCAGGUGAAGUCUCACCAAGUGCUGUCAAUAUUGUGCCUCGGCCUCGCCCUUCCUCUCUUAGAAGCCGACUAGGUCUGCUGCAGGCUUUCCCACAGAGGACCGAGUCUCAGCCUGUGCAGACAGACAGGUUAGUGGGCCAUCAAGGACCGACCCCUAGCUGGUUCCUUGGUGACACAGAGAGGACUAAAUUCCAGAUGCCUUCGUUACUCGACACUGACAUGGAAGGUCAGAACAGGGACUACACUGUGCCUUUGUGCAGAAUGAAGAGCAAAAUUAGCCGACCGACUAUAUAUGAGCUGGAGAAAGAAUUUCUGUCUUAAAUUAAGUGCCUUAUAUUGCUAAAGCAUUUCUUUUUUUUUUUUUAAGGUGAACAAAUUUAAAUGAUGUGUCUACCUUUGAGUCAUUUCAUGCUGCUGUGUUUUCAAAAGCUGUGGCCAUGUUACCAAAAUAGUAAUGGGUGUCUAACUUCUCAAAAAAUGUACGAUUGCUGUUAGCUGUCUAUAUUGGUUUUUUUCCACUGGAUUCAUACCUAGUAACUUGAAAUACACAAGUGUAAAAGAAAUGUAUGUACAGCAAUGUAAAACUAUGCUAAGCAUAUUUCUAAUGGUUUGUUCUCAUUUAUAUCCUUGUCUGUCAAUUCAAUGGUUUUUAAUGAGGUGCACCAUUUUCUUUUUCUUUUUUUUUUGUUUUUGUUUUUGUUUUUGUAAUUUGUGCAACAGAAAGCCAAGAAAGGCCUAUUAGUUUCUUGGUAAAAAUAAUGUGAUAUUAGUAAGUAAAGGUGCCUAUUAAGAAAAAUAUUUUCUGAUGACUGGAAUAGAUGUAGCAUCCUAUUUAAACUACCUAACCUCAGUAACAGGUUUAUGAUGCAUACAUAUUUCCAAUUUUCACCUAAAUUGUGCAAUGACCUUUCUCUUUUUGAAGACAUUUUAUUGAAUGUAACCUAUAAAAGUUUUACUGGAUAUAACUUUUAAAGUUACUAGGAUUCCAAAAAUAGAUUUUUAAAAGAUCAUUGACAUUUGGCUAAGGCCAUAUUGUAUACAAUUGAGAGAGGUUAAUCUAUAGGUUCUUCCUGUAGAAAGAAUUCUUACUUCCUCGGUAGUCAUUUAUUUGUUUUCCAGAAGUAUAAAGCUUUUUCAUCUUUAAGUAGAAUUUUAAAAAAUUAAGUUAUACAUGUCUUGCUCUGUUCACAGAUAUCAUGUAUAGUAAACAUUCAUGCCAUUUAAUUUUAUUUCUAUUUAAAUGCAUUAUUACCCUAAUAGUACUGGUAGAAUUUAAGUAUUUUAUAGUUGUUCCACAUUUCAUUUAAUUGUGGAUAAACAUUAGACAUCUGUUGCGAUAAGCUGAUGUGGUAGAAAUGACAAGUAUAUUAUAUUUUCAGAAAUGGGUUUAUAAAAUGGAUCCUUGACAUAGAAGAUCAAGAUUUUUAAAUGACUUAAAAUUAUUUAUGAAUUACUUUUAUAAAUCACAUAUAUAUUGUACAAAUAGACUACUGAGUUAUUAAGCUACAGAAAUUGCUAUUCAGGACUUUUUUAAAUUUGCCAGAGUUUCUUUUGUGAAAUCUAUUGUAGUUUCCUUCUGUCACUAGAAUAUGGUUAUACAUUAGACAAACAAUAAAUACUUAACUUUUUCCAUACAGUGAACAACUAAAUUAGAAACAUUAUAUUUCAUUUAAAAUUAUAUUUUGGUUAAAGUUUACUAAAUAACUAAAUUUCAGGAAUUUAAAAUAAAUUAAAUCAGAUGUGAUAAAAUAUUUCACCUAUAGUAGAUGAAAAAGGAAAAUUAUAUUAUUUGACCAUUCUGGAAAACCUUAGUCACCACAGGUAUGUUCCAACAGAUGAUAGAGUAUGGAAGGAUUGUAUCAAUAGUAAACAUUUUGCCCUAAGGAAAACAAUCAUGUUUUAGGUUCUUGCAGCAAAAUCUCAGGUAUUUAUUAAGUCUUGUUGUAUUACUGUCCAUUCUGUGCUUUGGCUUCACUUUUAGGUGGUUACUGAAUUAUGUAAUUGAGAUUUGGUUUCCUCAAAAUUUUAUCCCAUUGGAAAUUAUGGUUUCCUACUUUGUAUUCAGUCUUUUGGGGCAUGUAACUCCCAGCUAAAAGUAAAGGAAAGACAUGCCUAAAAUAAUAAAUAGAUGUUAGAAAAAUAUAGAACUUAUGUCCUCAGUUUUGCUUCUGCCAAAACAAUCUGUGUGUAGGUGUUGAUGUGGUUCUUUAUCUUAUCCCUCCCUACCCUGUUCCUACUCCCCUUUAGCUUCACUUUAGUCCAGUCUACAUUGUGAUGAAUUUAAACAUGAAAAUAUGUUAUAAAAACAGUUGGAAUAUAUGGAUUCAAUUUUACAUGUUACUACUUUUUUUUUUUUUUUUUUUUUUUUGCUGAGAUCUAUUGUACAUUUGUGAUUUUCUAUGUGUAUUAGUAUACUGAGCAGAACCUGGUUAUUUAUUUUCAGAUAGAUUUAACAGCUCACUGAAAGAUAAAUUAAGCUGAUUAUUGUUAGUUAACAAUUACGGUGCUCUCAGUGCAGAGAUUUAAGGCAUGCACCUGAUACGCUGUAUUACAAAGCCGUAUGAAUGAAAAAGAUGUUUACAUAUGUUUAUUUUUUUAAUAAACUUUUUUAUAGCUC
Messenger RNA from Choloepus didactylus (southern two-toed sloth), 5846 nucleotides. RefSeq names its product mitogen-activated protein kinase kinase kinase 21 (gene MAP3K21). The coding region runs from base 341 to 3550 and encodes 1069 amino acids. The record is from RefSeq and is a predicted model, not a curated record. NCBI's taxonomy places the organism in Eukaryota, Metazoa, Chordata, Mammalia, Pilosa, Megalonychidae. Gene Ontology annotation, molecular function: ATP binding; JUN kinase kinase kinase activity; protein binding. The transcript is spliced from 10 exons. Gene Ontology annotation, biological process: protein phosphorylation.